This is a messenger RNA of Uloborus diversus, 2832 nucleotides long. RefSeq names its product homeobox protein SIX6-like. Gene Ontology annotation, biological process: regulation of transcription by RNA polymerase II. Gene Ontology annotation, molecular function: DNA-binding transcription factor activity, RNA polymerase II-specific; RNA polymerase II cis-regulatory region sequence-specific DNA binding. The coding region runs from base 1 to 1080 and encodes 359 amino acids. NCBI's taxonomy places the organism in Eukaryota, Metazoa, Arthropoda, Arachnida, Araneae, Uloboridae. The record is from RefSeq and is a predicted model, not a curated record. The transcript has 2 exons. Gene Ontology annotation, cellular component: nucleus; transcription regulator complex.
AUGAAAUACGGAGGUCAGAUGGCUCUGGGACUGAGUCAACCAACUCCAAUCCCCGGUUACAAUCCUAUGGUCUUCCUACCCACGCUCAACUUCACCAUCAAUCAGGUGGCUGCUGUUUGCGAAACGCUAGAAGACAGCGGUGACAUCGAGCGACUCGGACGAUUCCUGUGGUCGCUGCCUGUGGCCCAUCCGAACUGUGCAGAACUGAACAAGAACGAAUCAGUCCUGAGAGCUCGCGCCCUGGUCGCCUUUCAUACCGGUAAUUUUAGAGAACUUUAUGGAAUUCUGGAGAACCACCGAUUCACCAAGGUUUCCCAUUCCAAACUGCAAGCCAUGUGGCUGGAGGCCCACUAUCAAGAAGCUGAGAAGCUAAGGGGCAGGCCACUGGGUCCCGUCGACAAGUAUAGGGUGAGGAAGAAGUAUCCUUUGCCUAGAACGAUUUGGGAUGGCGAGCAAAAGACCCACUGCUUCAAGGAGCGGACUCGCAGCCUGCUCAGAGAGUGGUAUCUUCAGGACCCGUACCCAAACCCAACCAAGAAGCGAGAGCUGGCACAGGCGACCGGACUCACUCCUACCCAGGUCGGCAACUGGUUCAAGAACAGGCGGCAAAGAGAUCGAGCAGCAGCGGCUAAGAACAGAUUGCUUCAGCAACAGAUGCAACAGCAGCAGAUGUCGCAUCAUUCGGGCGCCUCCUCGCAGCGAGGAGCCCCCACCUCUCACCACGGGGCCCAGCGGGAGGGCCCCCUCCACAGACUCUCCUCCUCAUCCUCGGACCACCCCCGGGGCCCCGGAGAAACCACAGACGACGGCGAGAAUACCAACGGCAGCUUCGACGAGGGCUCCUUCGAUGACGUCUGCUGCAGCUCACCCGGAUCCCCGCGAUGCCUGAGUCCGGCACCCGUAUCCACCACCUCGGACUCCAGCCGGACUCCGUCCCCGAGGCACCACCACAGCCACCACACCUCAUCCCACCAUAACCACCACCAAGAACAACGUCAAAGUCUCAAUUUGAGUCAACAUAGCUACAGACAAGAUCCUUUGGCAUCAAUUUUGCACAGGGACAGGCAUCAGAGGGCUUGAUUUGAACUUUCAAAAUUAGACUUUUGCUCUAUCGAAUUGAUCAAGAAGUAAGCGAAUAAAUAAAAAUAAAAUAAAUCCAGAUCUAUCGUGUCGUAUGUGAAAGCAAAAAGGACAAAAAAAGCUUCUUAAAGAAUUAUGCUGAAUCAUUUUCUUUUGCACAUGCAAAAGCAAAGCAUGGUUUAAUUUCCUCUAAAUUUAGGAAGUAACUUAUUCCUAAAAUAUAUCUGAAUUUUAAUGUUUAACAGUAGAUUGGAGGUUAAUUUAAAUGUGCUAUACAUUAAUUAUUUUUUUUCAAUCUAAUUUGCUUAUUUUCGGUAGAAAAAACUCGCAUUGCUCUUUUGAAUUUAUGUAAUAGUUUUUUUUUCCUUACGCUUUUGUAAAUCAUUUAUAAACCCAUAACAUUUAAUUUAAGUUAAAAACAAAAUACAACCCCCAGAUUUUACACUUCUAUUGAGCAGAUAGGUGCUUGUGCUUAAUAUUACAGCGCUCAAAAAAAAAAAAAAAAAAAAAAAAAAACUUUAUAGCUAAGCAUUACAAGUUCUCUCUAGUUUGUAAAAUCGAUACUUGUGCUUAAUAUUGCAGCGCUAAAAAAAACAAUACUUUAUUGCUAAGCAUUACCAGUUUACUAAUUGAAAAGUAAAAUACAUUUCAAGAUAGUACCAUGAUUUAUAUAUAUAUAUUAUUAUUUUAAUUUUUUUAAGGCAAGUCCAAAAUGACGCAUAUUAAGAAAUAUAUUCAAAGAAUUUGAAUGCUGGAGUGUCGUUGUCAGUUAGUGAUAAGAUGAACUUAUAGGAGCUAUUUGGUCUUUCCAAGUAUAUGAAAUUAUCUGUGCAAUUAAUUCAUGGUAUGUCGUCAGUAUUGUUUAUAUAUUUUUGCUUGUAUGAGAGGAGAUUUAAAAUAUGCAAUAAUCUUACGCCUUUCUUUUUGAUUACGUCAAAUUCAAACAGUUAUAACUGCAUCAAUUUCCUUUUUGUUUCCAUGUUUAGUAGAAAUUUUUUUUUUUGAAGAGAAUAUUAAGACAGAUAAAGGUUUUAUGAAGCACUGUAACUUUACCUAAAUCGUAGCAAAUCACAAUGUAAACUUCAUUCUCUUUGCUGUUUGAAUUUUGUUAAGAAUACUCUAAAAGAUUUUUUUUUUAAAUUUCAUGGAAAUAAAUUUUGUAAUUCUAAUUGAAAAGUUUCCUGUGAAAUAUUCCCGAAUACUUUCAAUUAAUGUUUCAGUCGCUAUAUUUAGGUCUUUAAAAUAUUAUUAUGUUUUGUUUUUAUCAAUGUAAAAAAAGAAAAAAAUCGGCAAUGAAAUUGUGCAAUCGUAAUGUCCUGAGAACGCUCCCUCACCCUCGUUUUUUACCACUUUCCGAACAUAAUAUUUAUUAUAGUAAAGAAAAUAAAAUUAUAACAAACAAAAGUUGAAAAAAUGGUUACUAAACAUUUUGAAUUUCUGUAAUCUGUAGCUGCUAUUCAAAUCCAUAAUUUUUACUUCGGAUGUAAACCAUAUCCUAAGACGUGCAAAACAAAGAGAAAGACGUUUUUCUGGAAUGAAAGAACUUGGAGGAUGAUGUUAACUUUCAACAUUACAUUGACUGACGUGUUUGAAAGCAUAUUGAUGUAAAAUGUACAAAAUUCUGAACUUGUUGCGAUUGCUUGAUUCUGUGUAUGAAAGGCUCUUCUUGUUAUGUACAUAUAUAUAUCUUAGUUUAUAUGUAAAAUAUGAUGAUUUAUGGUUGUCAUGUUUUGGAUGGAUUGAUGGAAUAAA